AUGGCUAAACGACAGGCGAUAGAGGCAGUCGAUCGUACAUUCCAAGACAUUAUAGGCGUUAAUCUCCCAUUUGGUGGGAAGAUAAUGGCUAUGGGAGGUGACUUCAGGCAGGUGUUGCCGGUUAUUAAACGUGGCACUCGAGCACAGAUUGUAGACUCCAGCCUACAAAUGUCACCUCUUUGGUCUUUGCCUAAAAAGAUGCGGUUGACCAUAAAUAUGAGAGCACUCAAAGAUCCAUGGUUUUCUGAAUUUCUUUUAAGAGUCGGCGAUGGAACUGAAGAACCAAACGAAGGAAACUAUAUUCGCAUACCCGAUGACAUGACAAUUCAGUGCAACAAUAGAGAAAACUCUAUAAAAGAAUUGAUCAAUGUCGUCUUUCCAUCAAUUGAAGAUAAUGUAUAUUCUUCAGAUUAUAUAAUCUCUAGAGCAAUAUUGUCCACUAAAAAUGAGAGUGUUGACGAGAUUAAUAAUUAA
Messenger RNA from Helianthus annuus (common sunflower), 474 nucleotides. RefSeq lists its product as uncharacterized. NCBI's taxonomy places the organism in Eukaryota, Viridiplantae, Streptophyta, Magnoliopsida, Asterales, Asteraceae. The coding region runs from base 1 to 474 and encodes 157 amino acids. The record is from RefSeq and is a predicted model, not a curated record. The transcript has a single exon. Gene Ontology annotation, biological process: telomere maintenance; DNA repair. Gene Ontology annotation, molecular function: DNA helicase activity.